CCUAGUAGUAGAUCUACUGCCUAGGAGUACUGGGGUGUAGGAUUCACGCCAACGCCACGGCGAGAUCAAGUGGCGAACUGUGAUGAUUACAGGCGCAGAAACAAGCUAGCUGGAUACGACUGUCACUUGUCAGAAAGUUGAGGAAGUCACGAGCUCUCUCUACUCGACUCACUCUAGUCUAGCUCUAGCUCUCCCAUUCGGCUGCUACUGGCAGCACAGCACAGUCUCGUCGUAUCGCGGAAGCGCGGACUGCCGAUUAUGUCUCGAGCCCGUCAUCAAUUGUCGCCACGCAAUGGCUGUAACAGCGCAGUCGAAUUACUUGUCGAUCAGCAGAACCUGGAUUCAGCCGAUGUGUUCAUGGAGGACGACUCGUGCAAGUCGCUCCAGCGUCCGCUGGCGGAAACACAUUCCGAGUCGGCUCGCUCCUUGGCCAGUACGAUGUCGAUCCCCGUUGCGCCUGCUAGCGAAAUGGAUUGCGGAGCAUCAGUUGGUCCAGAUAGCGGAUUCGAGUCGAACACCGGCACCGGAUCGUCGUUGUCGCAUCUGGUUACCGGAAGGAGCGAUGCGUCCAGUGGCUUGAUCGAGGCCGGCAUCGAGCAGUACCUGAGAGGAGAUCUCUACACGGCCACGCUGUUGCUGAGCGAGGCGGCUGGACAGCAGACGAACCACUCGCUGGAGGUGGAGUACGGCGUGGAUGACUGGUCGUCAGGAAUAGCUCUGGAUAGCCAGCGAAUCCCAUCCUGGAUGAGCGGGGACCUGUCAAGUGAUUCAGUGAUCCUGGAAGUGUACAAUCGGAGGCUGCAGCAAGCAUUGAAGCUCAUCGAGGCCGUGCCAUCCGUAGACAAGAACUAUCUUGUAUGCGGUAGUGUCUGCUGUGUGCUAAAUCAAUGGGAUGAUGCUAGGGAGUUCUAUCGACAAGGACUAGCGGCAUGCUCGGAGAAGAGCCGACUGCGAGCGGCCCUGGGCUCUCUGAACAGCAUCGAGCGUCAUGUGCGCCACGCCGUGGAGAGAGUGGAAGUGGAGAGCCUAAGCAAGCCAGCGCUGGCAAGGUCUGCGUUGACGCGCUCCACGCGAGCAGGAUCAGACUUGACGCCAGUGCCCAAACCGGGAGGGCAGGGUCCGCGAAGGAAAACAUUCGCUGGUACAAGCCGCUCAGACUCCAUAGCGUCGACGACAAGCGCCAGCGACACCAAAGGCGGCAGUGGCAAAAGCAGACGAUUACAGAGUAUCAUGCAGCGCUUUGGCUACAAGCGCAACAGCCAGUCAGUUCCGGAGGAAGAAAUACCAGAGUGACAUCAUUGCCAGUACCAGAGGGACAUUGCCGACGAGUGGAUGCGGCAGACACCCCGCAGGCGGGCAUUCCUCCUCGCCUGCAAGGCCACUAGUUCUUUGGCGGGGUUGCAUGUACAUGUAGAGACGUUGAGCAGUGCUACAUGCGGCAUUCUGCAGGUAGCAUGAUGGUGAUGAUGCUGCACCAAGCUACGAAUUGGUCACCACCAGGAUGCUGUGUAUGUGAGGUCUUUAUUACAGUAACUCCACUUACCACUGUCUACGGGCUACCUUUGCCCAGGAUGCUAUGAUGAGGCCGGUCAGUAUUGAUGCCAACAGUAAUAACCUUCUAUAGUGCAAAGCUACUCACAUCUUUUAAUCUCAAUCUUGCUAGGAAGGCACGCUGAUGCCAUGGUUGGUGGCCACCACGCGAGCAUUAUCCUUUCUGUUUAUUUACAUUAUUUGAAUUGAUAUUUGUUGAGAGUUCUCUAAAGCAGACCUUCAGUGAUAUUGGAUUGUCAUGCAAGUGAUAUGUGCGUCAUUAUUUUUUAUUCUUUCCGUUCUGAAAUAACAAUAGAUGGGUCAACAGGAACCAGCCCCAGUUUGAGAGUGCAGACAGCACUUCUGCUCUUAUGUAGUAUUAUUAGUGGCAGCUUCCGAGCAAGCCGUCUCAGUUAUCACUCUUCAACAUUUGCUCCACCAGCUGGUAGCAGCUCGAUGUCCCGAAGUGAUUAUGUGCUCAUGCGUUUCUGAAUACCAAUGAUGUUGAUUA
Sycon ciliatum is the source of this 2041-nucleotide messenger RNA. RefSeq lists its product as uncharacterized. The transcript is spliced from 7 exons. The record is from RefSeq and is a predicted model, not a curated record. Bases 259 to 1293 code for a protein of 344 amino acids. NCBI's taxonomy places the organism in Eukaryota, Metazoa, Porifera, Calcarea, Leucosolenida, Sycettidae.